AGCUCAGGGCACACAGAUUCCUCCUAGCCCUGGUCCCUCUCCCCAAAGUAGGAGCCACAGAGGGCAUCUGUUGGCACAGGGGUGGGGGCAACAAUCAGCCAGCUACCCAAAAAGGAAGAUCAGGGCUUCCAGGACGGAGGACUAGGCUGCAAAGGGAGGCGACAUUAUGAGACAUCUGUGAAGAGGGAGUCCCCAGGGAAACUCAGAAGGAUGAAGCCUGUGACAUCAGCAUCUUCCCUGAGGGAAAUGACACCCAUGGAGCCAGGAUCUAAGUCAGUGUCCAGGCCAGCCUGGGAACCUGAGCUAGACCAGAGACCUCUAACCCAGCCAGAGCCUGGGCCAGAAAAAAGAUCCACAGCCCAGCCAGAAUGGAAAACUCAGCAGCAAUCCAGCACCCAGCAGGAGUUUGCAUCACAGCAAAGACCUCUCACCCAGCAGAAGGCCUUCACCCAACAUGAAGUCGAAUUCCAGCAUGAACCUAGAACCCAACAAAAAUCUGUGUUGCACCAGAAAUGUCUUGCUCCAAAGUCAUCACUCCCCACCCACAGAGUGUACAUCAGUCAACAGGAAGCUACCUUACUGCAGGGACCUGAUCCAGAAAAAGUGCCUACAACUCAACAGGAACCAGAAUGGAGACAGAAAGAUGUAGCCCAGCCAGGACCUGGGCCAACAACGCUAUCUCUUGCUCAAAAAGCUGAAUUAGCACCGAUAGCCCAGAAAAUAUCUGGACCCAAAAAAGGACCACCUGUCCAGAUGAAGUCUAUAUCCCAAAAGAGACCUGAACAGGCAGCCCCUAAGGCCCAGCAAACACCUCCAGUCCAGGGAGCCAAAUCCAAGGAAGGACCUUUGACAGAGUGGGAAUUUCUAACAAGACUUCACGAACUCUCUGUACAGCGAUCAGCCCCAGAGUGGAAGGUUUUCUUUGAACGGAUCACAGAUUCAGACUCAGAAUUAGAUGUUAGACCAUCUUCAGAGAAAGAUCUUCCAGCCACAACAGGUGGAACAGUGACUCCAGGAGUGAAGCCAGCCUCUCAAAGGAAACCUGGUUCUGAAAAAAUGCCAGGAUGUGGUGGAAAGUUACUACGUGGUAAGACUAGUGCCCAGGACCACAGGUGCUACCCAGACCCAGCCUCCCGGCUCAUGCACACCAUGGACCUGCGCACGAUGACCCAGACUUUGGUGACUCUAGCAGAAGACAACAUGGCCUUCUUCUCCAGCCAGGGACCUGGGGAGACAGCACGGCGGCUGACAAGCGUUUUUGCAGGUGUGCGAGAGCAGGCGCUGGGGCUAGAGCCAGCCCUGAUCCACUUGCUGGGUGUGGCGCAUCUCUUUGACCUGGACCCAGAGACGCCGGCCAAUGGGUACCGCAGCCUGGUGCACACAGCCCGCUGCUGCCUGGCGCACCUGCUCCACAAAUCCCGCUAUGUGGCCUCCAACCGCCGCAGCAUCUUCUUCCGCACCAGCCACAACCUGGCUGAACUGGAGGCCUACCUGGUUGCCCUCAUCCAGCUCCGCGCUCUGACCUACUAUGCCCAGCACCUGCUGGCCACCAACCGGCCAGGGGGGCUCUUCUUUGAGGGAGAUGAGGGGCUCACUGCUGAGUUCCUGCGCGAAUAUGUCACUCUGCAUAAAGGCUGCUUCUAUGGCCGCUGCCUGGGCUUCCAGUUCACGCCCGCCAUCCGGCCGUUCCUGCAGACCAUCUCCAUCGGGCUGGUGUCCUUCGGGGAGCACUACAAGCGCAAUGAGACUGGCCUCAGUGUGACCGCAAGCUCACUCUUCACCAGUGGCCGUUUUGCCAUCGACCCAGAGCUGCGCGGGGCCGAAUUUGAACGGAUCAUACAGAACCUGGAUGUGCAUUUCUGGAAAGCUUUCUGGAAUGUCACAGAGAUCGAGGUGUUGUCGUCUCUGGCCAACAUGGCGUCAGCCACCGUGAGGGUGAGCCGCCUCCUCAGCCUGCCACCCGAGGCCUUCGAGAUGCCACUGACCUCUGACCCCAAGCUCACUGUCACCAUCUCACCUCCCUUGGCCCACACAGGCCCUGGGCCUGUCCUCAUCAGGCUCAUCUCCCACGAACUUCGUGAAGGACAGGACAGCGAGGAACUCAGCAGCCUGGUGAAGUCUGAGGGACCGUGGAACCUGGAGCUGUGGCCCCGGCCGCAGCAGGCGCCCCGCUCGAGGUCCCUGGUCGUCCACAUCCAUGGUGGCGGCUUUGUGGCCCAGACCUCCAAAUCCCAUGAGCCCUACCUCAAGAGCUGGGCCCAGGAGCUGGGUGUCCCCAUCAUCUCCAUCGACUACUCCCUGGCCCCUGAGGCGCCCUUUCCCCGCGCGCUGGAGGAAUGCUUCUUCGCCUACUGCUGGGCCCUCAAGCACUGUGCCCUCCUCGGUUCAACGGGAGAGCGGAUAUGCCUUGCUGGGGACAGUGCAGGUGGGAACCUCUGCUUCACCGUGUCCCUUCGAGCAGCAGCCUAUGGGGUACGGGUGCCCGAUGGCAUCAUGGCAGCCUACCCAGCCACAACGCUGCAGUCUGCUGCCUCUCCCUCCCGCCUUCUGAGCCUCAUAGACCCACUGCUGCCCCUCAGUGUGCUCUCCAAGUGUGUCAGCGCCUACGCAGGUGCAGAGACAGAGGACCAGUCCACCUCAGACCAGAAGGCACUGGGCAUGAUGGGGCUAGUGCGGCGGGACACAUCCCUGCUCCUCAGAGACCUCCGCCUGGGCGCCUCCUCCUGGCUCAACUCCUUCCUGGAGCUGAGCGGGCACAAGUCCCAGAAGACACAGGUGCCUGUCGCAGGGAUAACCAGGGCUCAGACCCCCAGCAGCUGUCUGUGAGCCAGGAUGGGAGAUGAAGAGAUGACACAAACCCUGGAAAGUAGAGAUUCCCAGUCUUCUUGAGUGAGUGGCAGGACCCUCAGGCAGCCAAAAAUCACUUCCAUCUGGACAUCCACUUUUCCCCGCCAUAACUUUUUUUUUUUUUUUGGUACCGGGGUCUCGAACUUGGGACCUUGUGUUUAUGAGGCAGGCAGGAGAACAACUGAGCUAAGGUUUGAAGGGUUUUAAAGCACAACCAAUUAAUUUUCCACCUCUAGUACAUCCACAGUAUUUUCUGAGUAACAGGAAUAGUGCAUUCAAAAGUAGAUGCAGUUGCAGUUAUUCAGAAAAUUAUUCCAAUUGAAUGGAAUUGUAGGGGCCUGGGAUUUAGCUCAGUGGUACUGCCACCUACCUCACAAGUACAAGGUCCCAA
Molecule: messenger RNA, 3238 nt
Organism: Fukomys damarensis (Damara mole-rat)
Lineage: Eukaryota; Metazoa; Chordata; Mammalia; Rodentia; Bathyergidae
Gene: Lipe
Product: lipase E, hormone sensitive type
Exons: 9
Coding region: 211-2826 (871 amino acids)
Biological process (GO): cholesterol metabolic process; triglyceride catabolic process
Cellular component (GO): cytosol
Molecular function (GO): triacylglycerol lipase activity; sterol ester esterase activity
Source: RefSeq, a predicted model, not a curated record